This is a messenger RNA of Indicator indicator, 2427 nucleotides long. It is a transcript of the gene HCFC2, whose product is annotated as host cell factor C2. The transcript has 15 exons. Gene Ontology annotation, molecular function: transcription coactivator activity; protein binding. Lineage: Eukaryota; Metazoa; Chordata; Aves; Piciformes; Indicatoridae. The coding region runs from base 1 to 2427 and encodes 808 amino acids. Gene Ontology annotation, biological process: chromatin remodeling; regulation of DNA-templated transcription. The record is from RefSeq and is a predicted model, not a curated record. Gene Ontology annotation, cellular component: histone methyltransferase complex.
AUGGCGGCGGCCGCCGCUGGACUGAGCUGGAGGCGGGUGUCUUCCUUCACGGGGCCGGUGCCGCGCUCCCGCCACGGGCACCGCGCGGUAGCCAUCCGCGAGCUGGUCAUUAUCUUCGGGGGCGGCAACGAGGGCAUCGCCGACGAGCUGCACGUCUACAACACCGUUACAAAUCAAUGGUUCCUUCCUGCUGUAAGGGGAGAUAUUCCUCCAGGCUGUGCAGCACAUGGAUUUGUUUGUGAUGGUACCAGAAUACUAGUUUUUGGAGGAAUGGUGGAAUAUGGAAGAUACAGUAAUGAUUUAUAUGAAUUGCAGGCAAGUCGAUGGCUCUGGAAAAAAGUAAAACCUCAAGCUCCUUCCACUGGAUCACCACCAUGUCCUCGACUUGGCCACAGCUUUUCUUUAUAUGGUAACAAGUGCUAUUUAUUUGGUGGCCUGGCAAAUGAAAGUGAGGAUUCAAAUAAUAAUGUUCCCAGAUACUUAAAUGAUUUCUAUGAAUUGGAGCUGCAACAUGGUUCUGGCGUUGUCGGCUGGAGUAUUCCUGUGACCAAAGGGAUCUUGCCAUCUCCUCGAGAAUCUCACACAGCCAUUGUGUACUGCAGAAAAGAUAUAGGAAGUCCAAAGAUGUAUAUUUUUGGAGGGAUGUGUGGCUGUCGGCUUAAUGAUCUCUGGGAACUUGACAUAGAAACCAUGACCUGGUCAAGACCAGAAACUAAAGGGACAGUACCACUUCCUCGCAGUCUCCAUACAGCCAAUGUAAUAGGAAACAAAAUGUAUAUUUUUGGUGGAUGGGUUCCACAGUCAACAGGAGGUGAAAUUUCUACUCAUGAUGGUGAAUGGAAAUGCACUGGUUCAUUCUCUUACCUUAAUUUGGAUACCACAGAAUGGAUAGGUCUGAUCUCAGAUGGCCAGGAGGACAAAAGUAACUCAUUACCAGGUCCAAGAGCAGGACACUGUGCUGUAGCAGUUGGCACUCGUCUGUAUAUCUGGAGUGGUAGAGAUGGUUACAGAAAAGCUUGGAACAAUCAAGUUUGCUGCAAAGAUCUUUGGUACCUUGAUACUGAGAAACCCCCAGCACCAUCACAGGUACAGCUGAUUAGAGCUACAACCAACUCUUUUCAAGUGAAAUGGGAUGAAGUACCUACAGUUGAAGGAUAUCUUCUUCAGUUACAUGCUGACUCACCAGUGCCAUCAGUGGCUGGAAUACCUGCUACUGGGGUUUCUGAGACAUCAGUGCUGAGUUCACAAGGUGGCUCUUCUCUACAUCAGAGUCCACAAUCAUUGCCUAGUGUCCCUUAUCCAGAAGUGAAGGUGGAUCAUCCCUGCCCGACAAAUAAUGUCAUUCCUAAUAAUGUCCAAGUUUCCCUUUCGUCCAACUCAUUAUUAAAAGUAGAAGGAAAAGAAAAGGUUGCAGCAUCUGAAAACAAGAUUACACAGGAGAUUGUGAAAAACCAUGCAGAUGCUACAGGAUUUAAGGAGUCAAAUGCCCCAUCUCUUUUGCCUGUUUGUACUUCAAGUCCUCAGACUUCAGCAAAUGUAGGUGAAUUACAUGACUUGGACAAACGAACUGUAAAUCCUGAUGCUUCUGUAUCCAGUACUGUCUCCAGCACACAAUCUAUGGUAACCCAGCAGGCUGUUAAAACUGAAUCAUCAAGUACAAAUGGGGCAGUUGUUAAAGAUGAAACUUCACUAACAACAUUCAAUUCAAAAUCUGAAGCUGCUGAAACUGCUUGUACCAUGCCUUCGACAAGGGUCAAUGCUGGACAGACAAAUGAUUCACACUCCUCUAAACCUCCACAAAGACAGAUGGCUCCAGUAAAAACAAGAGACCGGCAGUGGUAUGAUGUUGGAAUUUUUAAGAACAACAGUGCUGUGGUGAGCCAGUUCUACUUGCUCCCAGAGGAAACAAUGAGCGUCUCUAACAAGAUGGAAAGUGCAAAUGUACCAGACUACAGGUUACUCAAGAAACAGGAUCUUUUUCCAGGCACAGUGUACAGGUUCAGAGUUGCUGCAAUUAAUGGCUGUGGUGUUGGGCCUUUCAGUAAAAUCAGUGAAUUCAAAACUUGCAUUCCGGGUUUUCCUGGAGCACCCUCAACAGUCAAAAUCACCAAGAGUGUAGACUGUAUUCAUUUAUCUUGGGAGCCUCCUUCAUCACCCUCUGGAAAUAUUUUAGAAUAUUCCGCCUACUUGGCAAUCCGAUCCACACAAUUACAGGAAAAUCCAAGUCAGCUUGUAUUUAUGAGGAUAUACUGUGGUCUUAAAACCUCAUGUGUAGUGACUGCUGCCCAGCUUUCCAAUGCUCAUGUUGAUUGCACUUCCCGACCUGCUAUAGUGUUCAGAAUUUCUGCAAAGAAUGAGAGAGGAUAUGGACCAGCCACACAAGUUCGAUGGCUUCAAGGUAAAGUCAGUGUCAGACGCAGUAUUUAA